AUGUUAUCUACCGCGUCGAACGUAAAUAAUAGACAAGAACAAUUUGAACUUGCAAAACUAAAAAAUUUCUCAAAACAUGAACUCUUGUUACCAUCUUUUUUACAAGAAAUACAUGAGAAAUAUCAAGAAUUAAAGAAAAAUUUAAAAGAAGAUUGUAGUAAAACAACUCCAUUGCUUUUACAAAAUUGUGAAAUUUUAGCUUAUCAUUAUUACGGUAUAGCUUGUUAUUAUAAUAAAAAUUUAUUCGAAAAAUAUAAAAUCGAUUUGGGAGGCGUUAAAAUCAAUUUGGAACGCCUAUCUUGCGAUGAAAAAACUGUUUUUGAAAGUAAAGUGCAGUCUUUAAGACUAAUAAGAUUAAUUAUAACAUUGGAAGACAUGUUAGCAAUACAUAGUUCUCAAGAUUUGUGGUUAAUGGCGGAUAUAUCAAUGUAUUUAUCAGAAGCAUACAAAUUAGGGAAUGAAAAUAUAAUAAGUGAAAAAUAUGUGAAAGCAGCUGAAAAUCUUUUUGUACGUGCCUUUAUCGAAAGAGAAUUUUUGGAAAAUUGUAUUGAACUUUGGCUUAAAGGAAAUACUGAUUUGUUAAAAGAAUAUGAUCGAAAUAAUUGCCAUACAAUUCUUCAAGGAAUUUUCAGUUCAGUUGGUGGAAUGCGUUAUUUAAAAGAUAUUCCAAAAUCAUUAAACCAACAGGAAUACUACAAAAUUUUAAUGAAUCACUUUGCCUUACUAAAUGAUAUGGAUGAGAAUGAAAUUAUAUAUUAUUUCAAAAGGAAUUGCCUUGAAGAAUUGUCUACUUAUAGUGAUAGUUUUAAAAAUCAAUUGACAUUUUUACAUAAUUUCAUAGAUUUCCUAAAAACAUGUGACUAUCCUCAAUCAUUUAUUGAUGCUUUAGAAAAAGUGAAUGAUAUUGAUUUACCGUUGCCGAUGUUAAUUAAUGUUAUAAGAAAUUUCGAUGAACGCGUUUGUGGAGAAAAAUUUUUGCCGCUACAAAACUCCGCCGUUUGCUUAAUUGAAGAUAGUGGUUUUUACUUAUAUGAUCAAUUAAAAGAAGUCAUACGUGCUUAUACUAAAAAAAUAAGUUUUGAAACCAAAGAAAUUGAUGGUCGAAAACCCGAGAAUUUCGCUUAUUCCAAAAAUGCGUCCACUGGAAGUGAUGGUAAUGGUGAGGAGGGGAAAGACGGAUAUGCUGGCGAGAGUGGUGGAAAUGUACUAAUACUUUCAGAAAUAAUAGAAAAUUCUGAAAAUUUUACGAUAUGGUCGACAGGAGGAAAUGGUAGUAAAGGACAAGACGGAGGUCACGGAAGGAAUGGUGAAGAUGGUGAUGGUAUUCGUUGGUAUCAAUUUGAGAAUGCAUUCCCACCACCAUGCUUAUUAUUUGACUUUAAGUUUGGAUAUGGAAGAAAAGCCCUUAUAGAUAAAAAUAUUGAAAGUGCUAUUUUUAUGGAAGCAAAAACCGAAAAGGGAAAUAAAAUUACUUUCGUUUUCAAUGCAAGUUCAGGUGAGAUAGGAAUGGGAGCCUGUAUUUUGUACGAAGGAACACCAGGUGUUCCAGGUGGGAAGGGUGGAAAUGGCGGUUUGGGUGGUCAAGGCGGAUAUUUUGGAAAUGAUGGGGAGAACGGAGAAGGAGGUUUAUAUGGUAAAUGGGGUAAAGAUGGCUGGGAUAUCGCAUAUAUUGACUAUCAAUUUUGGAGUGAGCCGAUAUUUUAUGGUAAAAAUGAAGAUAGUAAGUGUAAUCUUGUGUAUCGCAAUAAUGAUCCUGGUAGUAGUAUAUAUUGCUCUUACAAAGAGAAGUAUCUUACAGUUGAAACUCGUAGGAAUGUUCAGAAAUAUGAGAAAAAUUUUAAGAAAGCAACUGGUAGCAAAUUAGUUAGUGAUCGACAAAGGCAUGCAAGUGCUACGAGAAAAAAAUUUAUAUCGGAAGAUAGUAUUUUAGCGAAAUAUUCACAUUAUUUUUCCUCUGUAAAAACAUCUGAAUUUCAAAAUUUAACAUCUGAAUUUCAUAAUACUAAAGAAAGCUUACAAAAAAUUAUUGAUAACCAAGAACAGAAAGAGAACCGCAGUAUACAAAUAAGAAUUCAAAAAACUUUUAAUCCUAGAAAAACAAACAAACUGCAAAGAGCGCCUGUCAAUAAAGUAAGCGAAAUCUUUAACCAAGACACUAAAAAUGAUGUUUUGUUUAAAAAUUUAAAUGAAAAUCCUUGCGUUACCGAGGAAUGCAUUUUAAUCGAGAAAUAUAGAUUAGCUUCUUUGGAAGAAAUGGUAAAAUUUUUACCAAUUGAUUGGCGUGUUGAAAAUAGUUCAGAUUGUAUCAUUGACUUAUUAGAAUAUUUGACUGACAAAAAAGAAAAUUGUAACAGCAUUAUUCAUCCUGCUUUGCAACCAUUAUCUCGAUAUUUUAAUGAAGAUAAUAUAGAACUGCGCAAGACAAUCUCUAAACUUUGUCUUAACAUUAAAAAAGAUGAAGGACUAUACGUUACAUUAAAACAGCUGCAAUGGAGUACAGACUUAGAACCAUAUUCGGAAUUAGAAGACGAAUGUGUGAAAAAUGAAUUGCUAUUAAAAGAAUUUACUAGUUACAUUGAAAAGAUUGGUUUAAAAUCGAAUAGCUAUAGGGAAAUACUUUCUCGUAUAUUUGAUGUAAAUAUCAUUUUGUAUGAAAACGAUGAGGAGGAAUCCUUUUUAUUGACCAAUCAUAAUCCUUCUUGUAAAAAUAGUGUUCAUUUAGUAGUUGAGUUUGGAAAAUUUAUACAAUUACAUGUUGAUGAAAAUUUUUUCAAGCUUGAAAGAAGUCGUCUAAAGGAAAACUAUUUUUAUGCUUCUAUUUUAAGCGAGAUUUAUCAAUUAAAACAAAAAGAAGAAACUUUCGAUAUCUUUGAAAUAGAUUUUAAAAGCUUGUAUUGUUCCUUAAGAACUUUCAUUUUGGAAGUCGGAAAUUCGAACGAAACAAAUGACAUUAUAAAACAACUUUACAAAAAAUAUCAUAAUUCGCUUAGAAAAGAGCAGAUUUUAUUGAGUAAUAGUGCACAAUUAUGUGAUUUAAAUUCCGAUUAUUUGAAGGAUGAAUCAAUAUACAGGGAAUAUGUAAAGCAUAUAAAAAAACAACAAUUAUUUUCGGAAAGCUAUAGAGAAUUGUUGGCAUAUAUAUAUGACGUUAAUAUAAAUCUUUAUAUGGUAGGAAAAGAAAAUAAAUUAGUCUUGCAAAAUAAUCACAACCCAUUUUCCAAGCAAAGUAUUUAUGUGUUGUAUAGAGAUAAGAAAUUCACACAAUUUUUUAUUGGUGAAAACUAUUUGAACCCUAGUCGAAAAAUAAAAACAAAAGAAAUGCUGUAUUCGAAGGUUUUUAUUGAUCAUAGAUCUUUUGAGCAAAACGAAAGAUUGCUAAGCUAUUUAGAAAAUUUGAACUAUAAAAGAUUUAUUGAAAAUGAAAAAAUAAAAAAAGAACGACAUUUGCAUGAAAAAGAAUAUAUGAAGACGAUCUCACAAUGUUUUCCUGAAAAUGAGCAAAUUGAUUUAAACUCAAGGCUUGAAAAAUUGACGUUCAUUGGGAAUAGUGACAUUUUAUUUCAUAUAUCACAACGUCUCAUGUAUGAGGGGAGAAAUAUAUCUUGUCAGGAAAUGUAUUGUUUAAUAAACUCAAUUCUUGAAUGUGUAUCAGAAGAUAAAAAUGAAUUAAAUAUCUUGGAUUGGGUUAUAUCAGCUCAUUCUCAAAAAAAUUGGAUAGAUGAAUUAAUUUUGUUAAAAAUUGAAGAUUAUUUCAAAAGAUUGUUGAAAGAGAAAAUAAAGUGGAGGAAGUAUUUAAACGGAAUUGAAAAUAAAACCUUAUUGCUUUUGUUUUAUAAAAAAUUAAACGAGUGUAGUAGUGGAAUUUCAAUUUCUUGUCAGUGUAUUGAAGAUACUUUAUAUUUGUUGAGUAAUAUUCCACUGAAAUCAACAGAAAAUUUAGAAAAAUUAGAGUUAUCUGAGUGGCCAUAUGCUCUUAAAGAAAGUUAUUGGAGACAUAAAAUAUCAUCUUUAAUCACUAAUAUUAAUGAUGAAGAUAUAUCAAAAGCUACUUAUUUUCUCCUUUCUAUAGAAAAUGUUACUGGAACUAGUGUAAUAGAGGAAUUUUUAAAAGUUCUUCGAAAUAAAAAUACAUCAUCACAUGUGUUCAUUCAUAUUUUGUUCAAUUUUUACAACGAAAAAUGGAUUUUGGGUAUAGAAGAGGUAAAUGAAAUAAAAAACAUCAAGAUUGAAGAUUGGAUCAAAAAAAUGAAUGAGAAAUUUUUCGUUAACGAAAGAGAACGCAAUGUAACCCAAUUAAACAAAUUAAUAAGAAAGAAUGCUAAUACGUCAAAAGGAAUUUGUGAAAUAUUGUCAAAAAUUGAAAAACUAAUAUUGCUUCCUACUGAUUUUUCAAAUAAUUUUGAAGAAAGCCAUAUUCAGAAUUGGGCAAAGAAAGCCAAAGGUAGUGCUAUUCUUGAAAAUAUUCAAGAUGUAGUAGCAGUAAUCGAUCGAGCAAUACAAUUGAAAAGAAAGUUCAAGCUUCGUGAUACACAAAAAUUAGCUGUAAUGACUUUAUUAUUGAAUAAACGUAAUACAUUAGCACAAGUUUGUACUGGUGAAGGUAAAUCUUUAAUUGUUGUAGCAAUAUCGAUUGCCAAAGCACUUUGUAACCAAAAAGUCGAUAUCAUAACCAGUUCUUCUGUUUUGGCAAAACGAGACGCUGAAGAAAAUAAAGAUAUUUAUAGCCUAUUUAAUAUUAGUGUAUCACAUAAUUGCAAUGAGGAUAUCGAAAUAAGGAAAAAAUCCUAUUGGAGUAAUGUGGUAUAUGGAGAUUUAUCUAAUUUUCAACGGGACUAUUUGCUACAUGAAUUUUAUCAAAAAAAUAUUCUGGGUGAUCGUGCUCGUGAAAACAUCAUCGUUGACGAAGUAGACAGCAUGUUGCUUGAUAAAGGUAAUAACAUGCUAUAUUUAUCACAUGACAUGCCAGAUUUUGAUAAACUAGAGUCGGUUUACGUUUAUAUUUGGCAAUGGGUUAAUAAACCAGUAAGUUCUUAUAGUGAACUGUCCAAUGUAUUUAACGUAAAAGUAAUAAAAAAAGCAAUUUUAUCUCAAUUAUAUGAUGCAGUCAAAAGCGACGAUAUAAAGAACUUUGAUUCUAAACUAAGUCAAGAACAAAUACAAGUUAUUUGGGAACGGCUUCUGAGAGUUGAAAUAUUAGAUCAUCAUGGUGUAAUUAUUAAGGAAAAUGUUACUCAGAAAAAUUUUAUUAAUGCCUUUUCUACUGAAUUUGAAUACUAUACCGAAUGUGCGUAUUAUUUUUUUAAGGAAUUUUUGGAAAGAGAGAAACAAGUUCGACUCCCAAAUUACUUAAAACCAUUUGUGGAAGAACAUCUUGAGACUUGGAUUUCUAGUGCCAUCACAGCAUUUUUUAUGAAACCUGGACAGGAUUACGUUGUCGAUGUAGAUAGAACAAAAAUGAACCCUGAUCGUAAUCCUAAUAUUACCAUAAUUGAUAGGGAUACGGGAACAGAUCAAUCAAAUUCACAAUGGGAUGAAGCGUUGCAUCAAUUUUUACAGCUUAAACACGGAUGUAAACUAUCGCUACAAAAUUUAAAAGCAGUUUUUAUCUCGAACGUAUCCUUCUUUAAAAUGUAUAAAAAACUUUAUGGGAUGACAGGAACUUUAGGAUCACAAAGAGAAAAGGAUUUUCUGCAAGAGUUACAUGACGUUGAUUUCGUUAUUAUUCCCACAGCCAGAUCAAAACAGUUUGUUAAAAGUGAACAUAUCGUUUGUUCAACCAAAGAAGAGUGGAUAAAUUCUAUUUAUAAACAAACAAAAUCCAUUGUGGAAAACGAAAAUCGAUCGGUUUUGAUAAUUUUUGAGACUGUGAAUGAUGUUGAUUCUUUAUACAACUUUAUUGGGAAAAAAACUAAGAAUAAAAUUUAUACAUAUACACGAGAUUAUGAAGAGUUUAAUAUUGCUCAAGGAAAUCAAGAAUUAGAACAAAAACAAAUUAUUAUUGCAACAAAUUUAGCUGGUCGAGGAACAGAUAUAAAACUAAAAGAGAAAUUAAAAGAGGCAGGAGGGUUGCAUGUUUGUUUAACUUACUUACCCAAAAAUGUUCGCAUAGAAGAACAAGCUUUUGGUCGGGCAGGAAGAUGUGGCGAUAAAGACUCAGGCCAAUUGAUUGUUAAAACUGCGACACAAGAAAACUUAAAUAAUUCCAAAAUAUUUGCUUUAAAGGCUGAACGUAACGCAGAAGAAUUGCAUCAUAUAUCAGAAGUUAAAGCUUAUUAUGAAACUCAAAUUAUUACUGAAGAAAAUUGCUUUAAAAAUUUCAAAGAGGAAUAUAUUCAGUUGAAUAAAUCAUUAUCCAUUGCCUUGGAAGAUAAAUCGGUGGUUGAAGAAAUCGAAAAUCUUCUUCUACAAAGCUGUUUGGACAAGUGGGCAUUCUGGCUCAAUAAACAUAGUUUGCAGAUAAAAACAUUAAAAAAUAGUGAAGUAACAAUAUUUUUUAACAAUUCGUUGAGAGAAUUUCUUCAAUGUUUAAGAAAUUUAAAAUGCGAUAGUGUUCAAAACUUACAAGAUUGGGUAAGCGAUAGUCCGGUUAAAAUGAUUAAACUUGCAAAGUUUUUUACUCGUAAUGAAAAAUUUGGCGAAAGUAUAAAUUUACUCAAUAAUAUAAUCAAACAAGAGCCAAGCUUUUCCGAGGCGGCACAUUAUUAUAAAGCAUAUACAAUUGCCAAACAAAUUGAUUGGGAGUCUUCGGCAGAAAAAAAUAAGAAAAGUGUUAAAGAAUUCAAAAAUGAAUUACGUGAAGCUGCGAAACUUUUCGAUGAAAAUUGUAAAUUCUUUAUGUAUUACGCUGGAGUAAUUGGUAAAGUAAAAAAUAAGAGUAAAGGCAUUGUUCAAAUUAAUGCAUAUGAAGAACAAAAAAACAAGCAAGUCGCUUUAUAUCAACUUUUUUCAAGUUCCAUUGAUGAAAUUUUUGGUAAGUUUAUAACUUUGCAACAAUUUCAUGAAAUAACUGAUGAGAAAUCAUCCAAAUGUAUACAUGAAGAACUAAUUAAAGAAAAUAUUUUAAAAAAGCCACAUGUAAAAAAAAAUAUUUCCGAAAAGGAAAUUGCAAACAUCUCCGUAGGUUAUGGAAUAUCAGCAAGAAAGCUGAAUGAUUUUCUUUUAAAAUGUAAAAAUAUUAGCAGUGAAGAAAAAUUUGAAAAAAUGUUAAAGGAAGAAAUAAGGUUACCUAAUAAGGAAGAAUUUUGGGAAUUUCUAUUAAACGAAAAUAUUCUAAGAGAUGAAUCCAAAUAUAUUGUACUAAAUAAGAAAAAGUUUGAUGAACUGGAUCCAACAUUAACUGACGAAAAAAAUAAAAGCAACUUAAUGAAAGAAAAAAUUAACUUUGAAGACGGAAUCGUAUUUUUUGAUGUAGAAAAAGCAGUUACAUUUGCUCAAGUCGACUUCGAAAUUUUCAAGAAAGACUGUUUUUUAAAGUUUAUUGAAGCAAAUGUGUAUGAAAAACUUGAAAAGGAUGGAGUGAUAAAUCUUGCGAAGGCUGCAAUGAUUGAUUUAAGUAAUAUUGAUUCUAUAAACUUUCCUUCUUUCGAUUUUAUCACAUUAGAAGAUUUUGCUAAAGUAGAUAUUAAACGAAAUGAGGCAGAAAAAAUUUUACUAGAACUUGUAGAAAACAAUAUUCUUAAAAUAAAAAAUGCCGGAGAAAGUACAAUGUAUAAACUGGAAAUAAAAUAUGAUGAGAUUGAAAACAUUCACUUAAAUAGUUCUGUCUAUGAAAAUUCUGUUCAAGAACUUUUACGUGCGUGCUUUACUUAUAGAAUUGCUUUCCAAAAACUUAUAAAACAAAAAAAAGAAAACAAUUCUUGUAUUUGGAUAAAUCUAGCUAGUAAUCCCUAUAGUGAACUCUUAGCUAAACUUUUGGAAGCAAGGCUUUUUAAAUUAGCUACUGUUUUGAGAACAAAAAAAUCUUUAAAUGAAGAAAUUAAAACUAUUUUAAACAAUUUGAAAAAUCGCAAUCUUAUUGAUGAAAAAUUAUGUAAAGAAGACAUUAUUAACAACGUAACCAAAAUUUUAGAGAGUGUAAGAAGUUCAUUGAAGGCAUAUAAAGUUCCCGAAUUUAAUUUAAAAGAAUUGACAAAGUUUUUUGAUCAAGGCGAUUUUUCAAAUGUAGAAGAAAUGGAAAAUUUCUUUUUGAAUGGAUUAAACGAUGUAAUACAACUAGAAGAGAAAAAAUGGACUCGAGAAAUGAUUUUCAAUACUCUUAUAGUAAUAUCACUAGGAAUCAGCCAAAUAAUUAUAGGUUCAAUAAUAGAAUUAUACUUCGGUGGUUUUGCAACUCACUUGGCAUCUGGUGUUAUUAGCGAGGGCAUAAGCGACAUUAUGUUUGCUGCUGGCGCUUUAAAAUCAGGUUAUUUUAAUUGGAAAGAUUAUGGAACUCACAAACUUCAGAGUAUAGCGUUCACAGCUGCCACUAUAGGUGUAGGUGCAAUUUUUUCCGCUGGCACAAAAGUUUCACGGUAUGGACGCAAAUUGGCUGGUCCGGAUAUUACUAUAAAAGGAAAAAAAGUUGCAGAAAUGUAUGGUUCAGAACUUAUUAAAGCUGUGGGUUUAAAAUCUGUAGGAGUGGCCGUAACUAAGCGUAUUAUGCUAAAAACUUUUCAAGGUAUCACAUUUAGCUUGGCUAAUGCUGGAAUUGAUUAUGUAAUUGAAAACAAUUUGCGAGCAUAUUGCAAACGGCUAGCUUUUGAUAUUUUAUCAGACACGAAAAACAAAAUAGACAAUCAUAAAAUUUCUGCAAGUGUGAAAGAAUUGUUCGAUACAUUUGGUGAAAACAAAGCGAAUGAAAUUUUAAGACAAGUAUUAGAUUCCCAUUUAAAAAAAAAAGAUUUCACGGAAACUUUAUUAUCUACAUACAACAAGGCCGCAGAAAGUUUAGUUCGUGGAAUUGGAGAAGGAUUCAAAAAAUUGAACGAAAGAGAUGAUGAUUUCAUGUUUACUAUCACCAUUUUAACAAAAGCUUUACGUUGGACAGAACGUGGGUAUCAUAUUAUGAAAAUAUCUCAAGUAACUAUUGAUUCUUUAAAUGCCAUAGACAUACAAAUUAGAGAAAAAAUUAAUAGUAAAUCAAAAAUAAAAACUGACAAAAAUCCCAAAUGCGAGAUGGAAGCGAAUGAAAAAGAUUUUGAAACAUUUAAAAAAAAUGCAAAUGAUCAGUUAAAAGCAGUAAUUUGUGGAAAAAUGGAGCAGUUCAUAGAAGAACACAUUGUCAAACCUGUUAUUACUAAAGGAACCCAUAAAUUAAUUACUUAUGCUGGGGAAAAAUUGAAAGAGGCAUACAGAUAUUACAAGGAAAGUGAAUAUUUUAAUCGUUAUAAAAAUCUUAAAAACGAUUAUGAAAAAGAACUACAAAAUAAUGGAAAAUCUGGGGAUGAUUCUGACGUUAAAAAUCACAUUACAAAGAAAUAUCAUAAAAGUUUACGAGAACUGGCUAUUAAAACUAGAAAUCCAAAAUUAUUUGCUGCCAUAGUUCGAGAAAAUGUUGAAAUGGAUAUAACUUGCGUUGGCGCAUGUGCUAAAGUAGUAACUAAAAUAUUAAAAAAUCAAGGAAUCAAUAAAAAUAUAACUGUUGUUGUUGAAACAGAAAAUGGUGUACAACAAACUUUUUCAACAUCAAAUGAAGGUGAAACUCAAAUUAUUAAACUAAAUAUUAAAGAUAAUCAUUUUACUCUUUUUGAGAAUAAUAAUGCAUCAAGUAAUAUAGACGAUUCUUCAUUGAAUAACUGUUUGUAUGAAGCGUUAAUACAAGCCGUACCUCAGCUCAGAGGUAUGAGCAGCCAAGAUUUUAGGAACGCAGUUGCAGAUCAUAUUGAAAAAGAUCCUGAAAUACAAUACCACAUUCAACAAAAUUGGCAUUCGGUUCCUUUACAAUUAGGCGCGUUUGGUGGAGAAAAAAAAAGAAGAAAAUCAUGCGAAGUUAGUGAUCCAGAAUCAUCACCAACAUCUGUCGAUGAACUUGGAAUAAAACAUGUUGAUACUCACUUUGUAGAUCGUUUCUUACGUAUGGUGCGUGUAGACGGGACAAUUCAAAGAAUUUCUGAAGAAGAAAGAAAUGAUAUCGUCAAAGGGGGUCGGAGUGAAACUCAAGAUCGUUCAGGUUCAGUAGAAUUCCCAGCUGCUCACGUGGUUAGAGGUCAAGUUUCUGAACCUUUGAAGAAACACGAAAAACAUUCUCAAGAACUUAACAACAUUUUGGGUCAUACUCAAAUAGUACCACAGUAUGGGAAUGAUUGGCACGGUAUUGGCGGAGUUAUUGACAGAUAUCAAGAAAACCACUUCAACAACCAAAAUCAGUAUAAAUGUGACUUCAGCAAAUCCGCUUUGGAAAAUUAUGAAAAUAUACAAGGAAUGCGAACAUCUUAUUUAGACGUUUUAGAAAAGAGUUUAGAAAAAACUGACCCAGAAAAAUUAGAACAAAAACAACAAAUUAAAAGUGCAAUAAGUACAAUCAGAAGUUUUUCUCCAGAGGAAAUUUUUAGACAGGGGCAAAUGGGAUAUUACCAAUCAGAAGGAGCUGAUGUGUAUUCAAAAGCUUCUUCAAAACGAAAAAGGAGGAAAAUGUAA
Messenger RNA from Condylostylus longicornis, 10614 nucleotides. RefSeq lists its product as uncharacterized. The record is from RefSeq and is a predicted model, not a curated record. Lineage: Eukaryota; Metazoa; Arthropoda; Insecta; Diptera; Dolichopodidae. The transcript is spliced from 12 exons. Gene Ontology annotation, cellular component: membrane. Gene Ontology annotation, biological process: protein targeting; protein import. Gene Ontology annotation, molecular function: ATP binding; ABC-type protein transporter activity. Bases 1 to 10614 code for a protein of 3537 amino acids.